AUGGUUAAGGUGGAGGAGGUUCGACGAGCAGAAGGAACUGCAACAAUAUUGGCAAUCGGGACAGCAACUCCAGCAAAUCGGGUGGAUCAGAGCACGUACCCGGACUACUAUUUUCGGGUCACCCGUACCCAACACAUGACCCGACUCAAAGAGAAAUUCAAGCGCUUGUGUGAAAAAUCGAAUGUUAGAAACCGGCAUAUGUACUUGACGGAAGACAUUCUGCAAAGAAAUCCAAACAUCACUGCCCACGGAGGGGCUUCACUGGAUGCUAGGCAAAAAAUUGGUGUGGCCCAAGUACCACUACUCGGCCAAGAAGCUGCCCUCAAAGCUAUCCAGGAGUGGGGCCAGCCCAAGUCCAACAUCACUCACCUAAUAUUCUGCACCUCUAGCUGUGUUGAAAUGCCUGGGCCCGAUUACCGGCUUGUCAAGCUCCUUGGCCUCCCUGACUCGACCCGACGUGUGAUGAUAUACCAACAAGGUUGUUUUGGGGGAAGCGCGUCUCUCCGACUCGCCAAGGAUUUGGCUGAGAAUAAUAGACGCGCACGUGUUUUACUCGUGUGCUCGGAGAUCAAGGUGCAGACAUUCCGUGGCCCUUGUGAGACGGAUUUGGAUAGCCUUGUGGUCCAAGCGUUGUUUGGGGAUGGAGCGGCUGCAGUUAUUGUUGGGUCAGACCCGGACCAAGGGCUGGAGACGUCUUUAUUUGAAGUGAUCUUGGCCAACCAAACCAUUCUCCCAGAUAGUGAUGGUGCAGCUGUUGGACAGUUAGGUGACGUUGGGCUGGUAAUCCAACUUAGCAAGGCCAUCCCUCGGCUCAUUGCGGACAACAUCGAGAAGAGCUUAAUAGAGGCAUUUGAGCCUUGGGGUGUCUCCGAUUGGAACUCAAUUUUCUGGGCCGUGCACCCAGGUGGACCCAAAAUUAUAGAUCUAAUAGAAAAGAAGUUGGGAUUGGAGCCCGAGAAACUAAGGUUUACAAGGCAUGUCUUGAGCGAGUAUGGAAACAUGUCAAGCUCGAGCGUGUUUUUUGUACUGGAUGAGAUGAGGAAGUCAUCUGCUAGAGAUGGGCUGAGCACCGCUGGCCAGGGCUUAGAAUGGGGUGUGCUAUUCGGGUUUGGACCUGGCUUGACAUUGGAGACUGCAGUGCUCCGAGCCUCAGGUCAUUAGACAGCGAUCUAGGGGUCUACUGAGCACAAUCGUUACUGGCGUACUACUAGUCCCAUAAUUCCCCUCUCCAGUAAGAAAUUUGUCUAAAUCCAGUGCAAUUGUUCACUUGCUAAAUGACUGAAUUUGUAAGCUCAAUCAAGCUAUUCAAAUGGAUGAAUAAGGAUCUUGAGAGUGUUUUUCAUCAGAACAUGUUUAUUCGUGACUUUAAAUAGACACGCCUAUGCUCUAACGUCGCUUUUACGUACGCAAAAUUGCAAGAAGCAGGGGGCAGAGAAUGAUUAGCCACAACCCCAGACCGCUUAACUACAAUCUACAACAGGAAAGCAAAAU
This is a messenger RNA of Sesamum indicum (sesame), 1491 nucleotides long. RefSeq names its product chalcone synthase J. The record is from RefSeq and is a predicted model, not a curated record. Gene Ontology annotation, molecular function: acyltransferase activity, transferring groups other than amino-acyl groups. NCBI's taxonomy places the organism in Eukaryota, Viridiplantae, Streptophyta, Magnoliopsida, Lamiales, Pedaliaceae. Gene Ontology annotation, biological process: polyketide biosynthetic process.